Molecule: messenger RNA, 2055 nt
Organism: Helianthus annuus (common sunflower)
Lineage: Eukaryota; Viridiplantae; Streptophyta; Magnoliopsida; Asterales; Asteraceae
Product: probable ATP-dependent helicase PF08_0048
Exons: 1
Coding region: 1-2055 (684 amino acids)
Source: RefSeq, a predicted model, not a curated record
AUGCGUGUCAAGAAAGUUGAGUCUGAAAACAAGUCUUUGCUGAAGAAAAUAGAAGCAGAUCAAACUGAAAUUGAUAUUUUGAAGGUCAGAGUAGUAGAGUUGGAGGAAGAAAAGGCACGUAGAGACGAACAGAACAAGUACUUUGAAUUGAAAAACAAAGAACUUGAAGCUGCAAAAGCGGUGAAAGAACAUGAGUUGUACAUGAUGAACAAAGUGAUUGAGAAUAGUCUUGGUAAAUCUAUAGAACAGAGGUUUGAGGAGAUAGAGGUUGAAGAGUUAAGGGCAAAAUGCCAAGCUGAAAUUGAUGCCGAAAUGAAGUAUAAAGGAAAAGGUGUUGAAGGCUCUGAAGUUGCAGAAAGAUCAAUAGUUCUAGCUACUGAUCCUGAGUCUCCUAUUCAGAAUCCUGUUCCUAUAUCUGUUGUGUCAGAUAUCUUUGAUAAAGAUGUGUUACUUGAAGAUAUUGCUAAUGAUGAAGUAGAUGACGAUGAGGAUGAUGAGGAAGAGGAUGAUGACGAAGAGGAUGACGAUGAAGGGGAUGAUGAUGAAGGGGAUGAUGAUGAAGAGGAUGAUGAUGAGGAAAAAGUAUUCUCUGCUAGUAGUCAUAGUGAUGAUGAUAGUAAUGAUGAUGAUGACAAUCAGGGUGGUACGGGUGUUACUGUUACUAAAACAUCAAAAGAGCAAAAUGUUGAUGAUUUAAUGCAUGAUGAUGCAAAUGAAGAUCAUGAUGAUGAUGCUGAAAGUGAGGGGGAGAAUGUGGAUGACAAGAAUGUCGAUGAAGUUGAGAAGUUAAUUCUUCGUAUUGAGCCUGAUGUAGAAGAAGGAGAAAUCAGGCAUACGUAUACUUUGGAUGAAGUUCUCAAGAUGUUUAAUGUUAAUGAAGAUGAGUUCAAGUUCAAUUUUGAAGAUGAGCUGAAUGCUUUCGACAUCAACCAACAACCCGAGUAUGAAUACAGGUGUGUUGAAGAGGCAGAUGUCUAUGACAGGGUUGAGGUUGAAGAUUGUACAGAUGAAGAGAAUGUGAAUGAAGAUACUUCAGAGUUUCCAACUCUGGUUGAAUUCUUUAGUGAAGAAAAUAGAGAUGAACUGAGAAGGAAAGUUGCUGAAAUCUUGAAAGAUAAGAACUUUGACGGAACGACAAAAGACCCACAAAAAGAAGAAAGAAAGAAGUGGUUCCAUAAAGAUACUGUAAGGAAGUUCAAGCGUCCGUUGAAGUUUUACAAAAGAGAUAGAGAUGUUUCGCUGGGUGAUAUCAUUAGCUGGGGUUUUCUAUCUCAUGUUAAUGCAUAUGCAAUUCGAAGAGAAUACGGUGUGCAGUAUUUUGAACGAUUGUAUGAUAUUAUGUCCCUACCUUGGUGGGAUGUAGAAGAGUUGUCGAAGGUCAGAACUCUGGGUUAUAAAAUCAGAAAGAACGAUGUGCCUAUGUGGGGAUUGAUGAAGUAUGGAUCAUUGAAAAACUUCAAGCACCGGAAGCCACCUUACCCAAAGAAGGUGAGAAGAGUAAAUCCUGAAACUGGUAAUGAAGAGACGAUAUUGCAUGUGAAAAAGCCAAGAGUGAUCAAAAACAUCCCUAUGCCAAAAAUGGAACAAGAUUUCUAUAAUGGUUUUGUAUGUUGGGUGUACAGCUGUAUUUCGACUGAAGCUGUGAUCACGUACAGGGCAAAAAAUGAAAUUAGAGAAAUCUUUGUGUAUGAUCCGAUGUGGCUGAUGAAUUGUUCUGCAAAAUACAUCGAAUGUUUGUUUGUGAACAAGAUAUGGUUUAAAGCUGAAGAUAGAGAACAAGCUAUGCAGUUUCAGAGAGUUGUGUCUGUUUGUUUUCAAAAGGGUAUCAAUGCUGACAACAAAUGGAACUCAAAGUGGCGAAAGAUUGAAGAGAAAGAGAAGUUAAAGAGAGAGAAAGAACGGAAGGCACAAGAAGAUAAAGACAAUAUGCUGAGACAUACCCUAAACCAGAGAAUGGCAGCUAAAGAAAAGCAAGCAGUGGAAGCGAAUGAGAAGCUUAGGAAGAUGUUGGCACGAAAGCCUAAGCAGAGAGAAGAAACUUUCAAGUCACUGUGA